Eptesicus fuscus (big brown bat) is the source of this 6689-nucleotide messenger RNA. RefSeq names its product sidekick cell adhesion molecule 2 (gene SDK2). The record is from RefSeq and is a predicted model, not a curated record. Bases 20 to 6541 code for a protein of 2173 amino acids. The transcript has 46 exons. Gene Ontology annotation, molecular function: protein binding. NCBI's taxonomy places the organism in Eukaryota, Metazoa, Chordata, Mammalia, Chiroptera, Vespertilionidae.
CCCCCCACCCCCCCACACCAUGUGGGGGCUGCUGAUCUGGACUCUGCUGGCCCUGCACGGGAUCCCCCAGGCCAGAGCGCAAGAUGACGUGGCCCCCUAUUUCAAGACGGAGCCGGUGCGGACGCAGGUGCACCUGGAGGGGAACCGCCUGGUGCUCACCUGCAUGGCCGAGGGCAGCUGGCCGCUGGAGUUCAAGUGGCUGCACAACAGCCGGGAGCUGACCAAGUUCUCCCUGGAGUACAGGUACAUGAUCACCAGCCUGGACCGCACCCAUGCUGGCUUCUACCGCUGCAUCGUGCGCAACCGGAUGGGUGCCCUGCUGCAGAGGCAAACCGAGGUGCAGGUGGCCUACAUGGGGAGCUUCGAGGAGGGCGAGAAGCACCAGACCGUGUCCCACGGAGAAGCCGCCGUCAUCCGCGCCCCACGCAUCGCCAGCUUCCCGCGGCCGCAGGUGACCUGGUUCCGGGACGGCCGCAAGAUCCCGCCCAGCAGCCGCAUAGCCAUCACCCUGGAGAACACCCUGGUCAUCCUGUCCACGGUGGCUCCGGACGCCGGCCGCUACUACGUGCAGGCUGUGAACGACAAGAACGGGGACAACAAGACCAGCCAGCCCAUCACUCUCGCCGUGGAGAGGGAUGUAGGGGGGCCUGCAGAUCCCAUCGCUCCAACCAUCAUCAUUCCUCCCAAGAACACCAGCGUGGUGGCCGGGACCUCGGAGGUGACCAUGGAGUGCGUGGCCAACGCCAGGCCCCUGAUCAAGCUGCACAUCCUUUGGAAGAAGGACGGGGUGCUGCUGUCAGGCGGUAUCAGCGACUACAACCGCCGGCUCACCAUCCCCAGCCCCACGGGCAGCGACGCCGGCUUCUACGAGUGCGAGGCCGUGCUGCGCAGCACCAGCGUCCCCUCCGUCGUCCGUGGAGCCUACCUGUCUGUGCUGGAACCACCUCAGUUUGUCAGGGAGCCGGAGAGACACAUCACAGCGGAGAUGGAGAAAGUGGUGGACAUUCCCUGUCGAGCCAAAGGUGUGCCCCCGCCCUCCAUCACCUGGUACAAGGACGCGGCCGUGGUGGAGGUGGCGAGGCUGAGCCGCUUCCGGCAGCGCGGGGACGGGGGCCUGCAGAUCAGCGGGCUGGUGCCCGACGACACGGGCAUGUUCCAGUGCUUCGCCCGCAACUCGGCCGGCGAGGCGCAGACGUCCACCUACCUGGCCGUCACCAGCAUCGCCCCCAACAUCACCAGGGGCCCCCUGGACAGCACGGUGAUUGACGGCAUGUCCGUGGUGCUGGCCUGUGAGACGUCGGGGGCCCCGAGGCCGGCCAUCACCUGGCAGAAAGGGGAGCGCAUCCUGGCCAGCGGCUCCGUCCAGCUGCCCCGCUUCACCCUCCUGGAGUCGGGCAGCCUGCUCGUCAGCCCCGCCCGCAUCUCCGACGCCGGGACCUACACCUGCCUGGCCACCAACUCUCGGGGCGUGGACGAAGCCUCCGCGGACCUGGUCGUGUGGGCCCGGACCCGCAUCACCAGGCCGCCCCAGGACCAGAGUGUCAUCAAGGGGACCCAGGCCUCCAUGGUGUGUGGCGUGGCCCAUGACCCCCGGGUCACCAUCAGGUACGUGUGGGAGAAGGACGGGGCCGCCCUGGGCGUGGAGAACAACCCCCGUGUCCGCCUGGACAGGAACGGCUCCCUGCACAUCACCCAGACGUGGUCGGGGGACAUCGGCACGUACACCUGCCGGGUGCUCUCCGCCGGAGGCAACGACUCGCGCAGCGCCCACCUGCGGGUCAGGCAGCUGCCUCACGCGCCCGAGCACCCCGUGGCCACGCUGAGCGCCUCGGAGAGGCGGGCCAUCAACCUGACCUGGGCCAAGCCCUUCGACGGCAACAGCCCCCUGAUCCGCUACGUCCUGGAGAUGUCGGAGAACAACGCCCCGUGGGCCGUGCUCCUGGCCAGUGUGGACCCCGAGGCCACCUCGGUGGUGGUCAAGGGCUUGGUCCCCGCACGCUCCUACCAGUUCCGCCUCUGCGCCGUCAACGACGUGGGGAAAGGACAGUUCAGCAAGGACACGGAGAGGGUCUCGCUCCCCGAGGAGCCCCCCACCGCCCCGCCGCAGAAUGUCAUCGCCAGCGGCCGGACGAACCAGUCCAUCAUGAUCCAGUGGCAGCCGCCCCCGGAGAACCACCAGAACGGCCUCCUCAAGGGCUACAUCAUCAGGUACUGCCUGGCCGGGCUGCCCGUGGGGUACCAGUUCAAGAACAUCACGGAUGCUGACGUCAACAACCUGCUGCUGGAGGACCUCAUCAUCUGGACCAACUACGAGAUCGAGGUGGCGGCCUACAACAGCGCCGGGCUGGGCGUCUACAGCGGCAAAGUCACCGAGUGGACGCUGCAGGGAGUCCCCACCGUCCCUCCGGGCAACGUGCACGCAGAAGCCACCAACUCCACGACCAUCCGCUUCACCUGGAACGCCCCCAGCCCCCAGUUCAUCAACGGCAUCAACCAGGGCUACAAGCUGAUCGCCUGGGAGCCGGAGCAGGAAGAGGAGGUUACCAUGGUGACUGCCCGACCCAACUUUCAAGACAGCAUCCACGUGGGCUUCGUGUCGGGCCUGAAGAAGUUCACGGAAUACUUCACGUCCGUGCUGUGCUUCACCACGCCCGGCGACGGGCCCCGCAGCAGCCCGCAGCUGGUGCGCACCCUCGAGGACGUGCCUGGGCCUGUGGGGCACCUGAGCUUCAGUGACAUCCUGGACACCUCGCUGAAGGUCAGCUGGCAAGAGCCGGGGGAGAAGAACGGCAUCCUCACAGGGUACCGGAUCUCCUGGGAGGAGUUUAACCGCACCAACACCCGCGUGACACACUACCUACCCAACGUGACCCUGGAAUACCGCGUGACGGGCCUCACCGCGCUCACCACCUAUACCAUCGAGGUGGCCGCCAUGACCGCCAAGGGCCAGGGCCAGGUGUCUGCCUCCACCAUCUCCUCCGGGGUGCCCCCAGAACUCCCAGGCCCCCCCACCAACCUGGGCAUUUCCAACAUCGGCCCCCGCUCCGUGACCUUGCAGUUCAAGCCCGGCUACGACGGGAAAACCUCCAUCUCCCGCUGGCUGGUGGAGGCCCAGGUGGGCGUGGUCGGGGAGGGAGAGGAGUGGCUGCUGCUUCACCAGCUCGCCAACGAGCCCGACGCCCGCUCCAUGGAGGUGCCCGACCUCAACCCCUUCACCCACUACAGCUUCCGCAUGCGCCAGGUGAACAUCGUGGGCACCAGCCCUCCCAGCCAGCCUUCCAGAAAGAUCCAGACCCUCCAGGCGCCCCCCGACAUGGCCCCGGCCAACGUGACCCUGCGCACGGCCAGUGAGACCAGCCUGUGGCUCCGCUGGACGCCUCUCCCGGAGAUGGAAUACAACGGGAACCCCGAGUCGGUGGGCUACAAGAUUAAAUACAGCCGGGCAGACGGCCACGGCAAGGUGCUGAGCCACGUGGUCCUGGACCGUGUGGAGCGGGAGUACACCAUCGAGGACCUGGAGGAGUGGACGGAGUACCGCGUCCAGGUCCAGGCCUUCAACGCCAUCGGGAGCGGGCCCUGGAGCCCGAUGGUGAUGGGCAGGACGCGGGAGUCAGUCCCGUCCGCGGGCCCCACCAACGUGUCUGCGCUGGCCACCACCUCCAGCAGCGUGCUGGUGCGCUGGGGCCCCGUCCCCGAGGCCGAGCGCAACGGGCGCGUGCUGGGCUACAAGGUGCUGUACAGGGAGAAGGACUCGGACCCCCAGCCCCGGGUCUGGCCGGUGGAAGGGAACGCGUCCCUCAGCGUCCAGCUCACGGGCCUGGGCAAGUACGUGCUCUACGAGGUCCAGGUGCUGGCCUUCACGCGCAUCGGGGACGGCCGCCCCAGCCGCCCCCCCGUCCUGGAGCGGACGCUGGAUGACGUCCCGGGACCACCCAUGGGCAUCCUGUUCCCAGAGGUGAGGACCACGUCGGUGCGGCUGAUCUGGCAGCCCCCCGCUGCUCCCAACGGCAUCAUUCUCGCUUACCAGGUCACACACCGGCUGAACGCCACCACCGCCAACACAGCCUCCGUGGAGGUGCUGGCACCCAGCGCCCGCCAGUACACGGCCACCGGCCUCAAGCCCGAGUCCGUCUACCUGUUCCGCAUCACCGCCCAGACCCGCAAGGGCUGGGGAGAGGCUGCCGAGGCCCUGGUGGUGACCACCGAGAAGAGAGACCGCCCGCAGCCCCCCAGCAAGCCCGUGGUGCGGCAGGAGGACGUGAAGGCGCGCAGCGUGCUGCUGUCCUGGGAGCCGGGCAGCGACGGGCUGUCCCCCGUGCGCUACUACUCCGUCCAGACCCGCGAGCUGCCGGGCGGCCGGUGGGCGCUGCACUCGGCCUCCGUGAGCCACAAUGCCUCGGCCUGCGUGGUGGACAGGCUCAAGCCCUUCACGUCCUACAAGUUCCGAGUGAAGGCCACCAAUGACAUCGGGGACAGUGAGUUCAGCGAGGAGUCGGAACCGCUGACCACCCUGCAGGCCGCCCCCGACGAAGCGCCCACCAUCGUCUCGGUGACACCCCACACCACCACCUCCGUGCUGAUCCGAUGGCAGCCACCAGCUGAGGACAAGAUCAACGGUAUCCUCCUGGGCUUCCGGAUCCGGUACCGCGAGCUGCCAUACGAGGGUCUGAGGGGCUUCACGCUUCGCGGCAUCAACAACCCGGGGGCCAGGUGGACAGAGCUGACCUCCUUGUUCUCCAUGCGGAACCUGAGCCGGCCCAGCCUCACGCAGUACGAGCUGGACAACCUGAACAAGCACCGGCGCUACGAGAUCCGCAUGACCGUGUACAACGCCGUGGGCGAGGGGCCCCUGAGCGCCCCACAGGAGGUCUUCGUCGGGGAGGCAGUGCCCACGAUGGCGCCCCGCAACGUGGCCGUCCACGGCCCCACGGCCACGCAGCUGGACGUGACGUGGGAGCCCCCCCCGCCGGAGAGCCAGAACGGAGACAUCCAGGGCUACAAGAUUUAUUUCUGGGAGGCCCGGCGGCAGAACCUCACCGAGCGGGUGAAGACGCUCUUCCUGGCUGAGACCGGCGUGAAGCUGAAGAACCUGACCGGCUACACCACCUACAUGGUCAGCGUGGCGGCCUUCAACGCCGCGGGGGAAGGGCCUCGGAGCACCCCCACCCGGGGCCAGACCCAGCAAGCAGCCCCCAGUGCUCCCAGCUCGGUCAAGUUCAGCGAGCUGACCACCACCUCGGUGAACGUAUCCUGGGAGGCCCCGCAGUUCCCCAACGGCAUCCUGGAGGGCUACCGGCUGGUGUAUGAGCCCUGCACCCCCGUGGACGGAGUCAGCAAGAUCGUGACGGUGGACGUGAAGGGGAGCAGCCCCCUGUGGCUGAAGGUGAAGGACCUGGCGGAGGGCAUGACCUACCGGUUCCGCAUCAGAGCCAAGACCUUCACCUACGGGCCCGAGAUCGAGGCCAACGUCACCACGGGCCCGGGCGAAGGUGCCCCGGGACCGCCCGGAGUGCCCAUCAUCGUGCGGUACAGCUCCGCCAUCGCCAUCCACUGGUCCAGCGGAGACCCCGGCAAAGGGCCCGUCACCCGCUACGUCCUAGAGGCCAGGCCGUCAGACGAGGGGCUAUGGGACAUCCUCAUCAAGGACAUCCCCAAGGAGGUGACCUCCUACACGUUCAGCAUGGACAUCCUGAAGCCGGGCGUGAGCUACGACUUCCGGGUCAUUGCGGUCAACGACUACGGCUUCGGCACCCCCAGCAGCCCCUCCCAGUCUGUGCCAGCCCAGAAAACCAACCCGUUCUACGAGGAGUGGUGGUUCCUGGUGGUCGUCGCCCUGGUCGGCCUCAUCUUCAUCCUGCUCCUGGUCUUCGUGCUCAUCAUCCGGGGCCAGAGCAAGAAGUACGCCAAGAAGACAGACUCGGGGAGCAGUGCCAAGGCUGGUGCCCUGGGCCACGGGGAGAUGAUGAGCUUGGAUGAAAGCAGCUUCCCUGCCCUGGAACUCAACCACCGGCGCCUCUCCGUCAAGAACUCCUUCUGCCGGAAGAACGGCCUGUACACCAGGUCUCCGCCCCGGCCGAGCCCCGGCAGCCUGCACUACUCGGACGAGGACGUCACCAAGUACAACGACCUCAUCCAGGCCGAGAGCAGCAGCCUGACCGAGAAGCCCUCGGAAGUCUCCGACUCUCAGGGAAGCGACAGCGAGUACGAGGUCGACCCGAACCACCAGAAGGCGCACUCCUUCGUCAACCACUACAUCAGCGACCCCACCUACUACAACUCCUGGCGGCGGCAGCAGAAGGGCAUCUCGCGGGCCCAGGCCUACAGCUACACGGAGAGCGACUCGGGGGAGCCGGACCACGCCACCGCGGCCAACAGCAGCGGCAUCCAGCAGGGCAGCCUCUUCCGGCCCAAGGCCAGUCGGACCCCAACGCCCCAGAACCCCCCGAACCCCCCGAGCCAGCAGAGCACCCUCUACCGCCCCCCCAGCAGCCUGGCCCCCGGCUCCCGGGCUCCCAUAGCAGGAUUCUCAUCCUUCGUUUGACGUCCGAAGAGGAACCAGAGCGACGGCACCGGACUCCCCUCCACCGUCCCCGCACCGCCUGCCAGAGAACAAAAACACCAGGAAACCAAGGCAACUGUUCACCUCCUGAGUUUAUUUUUCCAGAGAUUCCAGGGCCAGCAGAGCCGGA